CAUAAAUUCAAACUAAUACUAACGUUCCAAUUUCCCCAAAUAAUUUUUUAUUUUUGAAAUCACACUCCAUUUCGCCCUCUUCUUUCCUUUCCAUUCUUCUUCUCUCUCAACCCACUCCUCUCUUCACUGUCACCACCAAAUGCAAAUCAAUUCAAAACCCCUGAUUUUGGAAACAUCCCUUUAAAGUUUCAAACUUUUUUGGAAAGGCUUUCCUCCGAUGCAGGAUUUCAUCGGCUCAGUCCGCAGAUCUUUGGUUUUCAAGCCACUGGGAGGAGGAGGAGGAAAUGGAGAUUCAUUAGACCAAAGUGGCACUAUUUCAAAUGGGUUCAAUGGGUUUGUGGAGAAGAUUGGAUCCAGCAUCCGGAAGUCCAGAAUUGGGAUUUUUUCCAAGCCACAAGCUCCGGCAUUACCGCCGAUCGGGAGAGCCGCCGAGCCGGCGAAAGCUAAGAAAGAUGAUAAGCCGCCGAUUCGUUGGCGGAGAGGGGAAUUGAUUGGUGCUGGCGCGUUUGGGAGGGUGCAUAUGGGCAUGGAUAUUGAUUCUGGGGAACUAAUUGCUGUUAAAGAGGUCUCAAUUGCUGCAAAUAGUGCUUCCAAGGAAAGAACCCAAGUGCAUAUCCGAGAGCUUGAAGAGGAAGUGAACCUACUUAAAAAUCUUUCGCAUCCGAAUAUAGUGAGAUACUUGGGCACUGCCAGAGAGAAGGAAUCUUUGAAUAUAUUUCUGGAAUUUGUUCCAGGAGGUUCAAUCUCCUCCCUUUUAGGAAAAUUUGGAUCUUUCCCUGAAUCAGUUAUUAGAAUGUACACAAAACAACUCUUGUUGGGCUUGGAGUACCUGCACAAGAAUAAUAUUAUGCAUAGAGAUAUCAAGGGAGCAAACAUUCUAGUAGAUAACAAGGGAUGCAUCAAACUUGCAGACUUUGGCGCAUCGAAGAAAGUUGUUGAACUGGCUACAAUGACUGGUGCUAAGUCAAUGAAGGGCACUCCGUAUUGGAUGGCUCCUGAAGUUAUUCUCCAGACUGGGCACACAUUUUCUGCUGAUAUAUGGAGUGUUGGAUGUACGGUUAUUGAGAUGGCUACUGGAAAACCUCCUUGGAGCCAGCAGUAUCAAGAGGUUGCUGCUCUCUUCCACAUUGGAACAACUAAAUCUCAUCCGCCCAUUCCUGAGCAACUUUCUGCUGAAGCGAAGGACUUCUUAUUGAAAUGUUUACAUAAGGAGCCUCAUCUUAGGCCCAGUGCAUCAGAGUUGCUUCAGCAUCCCUUUGUUACUGGAGAAUGUGAAGGAACUCAUGCAGCUUCUCGCCCUUCAGUUGCGAACUCAAUUGCCACCAGGGUGGAACUUAGCAAGUCCACCAAAUUUGAUGCAUUGAGGAGUUCUAAUGGGUUGAAAGAUGCUUGUGAAAUGAGUGAUCUAAGGUGCUCAACCAUAAAUUCUGAGAAAUUUUCUGCAAAAGGAUCUAUGUGGAAGUCGGGCAACUUUGAUGAUGAUAUGUGUCAGUUAGAUGAUGAUGAUGAAUUUAAGAUGGUGGCAUCAACCAAGUUUGAUUCCGGGUUUCAAGAUUUAACCAAGAGUUUUAAUCCAAUGUGUGAGCCGGAUGAUAAUUGGCCUUGCAAGUUUGAUGAGAGCCUGGAGUUGGAGAGACAUGGAACCAAUUUAUUCUCCAGUCAAGUUAUUCAAGACCCUGAGAAUAACACUGGACCUUCUGGAAUGGAGGAUGGUGGCUUCACAUUUCCAGUCGGACAAUUAGCAGCUGAGGAAGAGGAUGAAGUAACUGAAACAAAAAUUAGGGCAUUCCUAGAUGAAAAGGCUUUGGAUCUAAAAAGGCUGCAAACUCCUUUAUAUGAAGAAUUUUAUAAUUCUAUCAACUCGUCGAGUGCAGUAAAUACUGUUGGUGCCUCAAACAAGGAAAAUGUUUCGGAUAAUCUCAAUCUACCUCCAAAGAGCAGAUCGCCAAAUAGAGUACUCAGCAGAAGACUUUCUAAUGCUCUUGAGAUCACCAAUAGCUGUAGCCCUGGAAGUGGCUCUAAACGCUUUUCAAGUAAAGGUGGUUUAAAUUAUAGGGAAUCCCAGUCUCAGUUAAGGGAUUUGAAAGGUCUUCUUUUCAAUGCACAGCAGGAGCCACCAAGUCCAAGUUCUAGCUUCUCCGAGAGACAAAGAAAGUGGAAAGAGGAGCUUGAUGAAGAGCUUAAGAGGAAACGAGGUAAUUCACAGUAGUACUUCUGGAACUAGUAAAAAAGUUGUUAACCUUGAUAAAUUUCUGUAAUAGGCUCAUGAUGUCGGAUAUUGUCAUAGUUCAUUACAAUUUGAUUGCUCAAACUUGAUUUCAUGGCAUGGUUGGUUUUUAAUCAAGUGUGUUAUCUUACAGAAAUCAUUAGUAAUGGCUAACAAAAUUAUUGACUUGGUAUACGAAAAGAAAAUUGAAAUGCAAAAGGCUAUACAUUAAGGUGUUGUACUGUGAAUUAGCUUCCAUCCACUGAAGGCUAUAAAUUGAAAGGCUAUAAAUUGAAAUCCAAGUUGUAAUCUUUCAUCCACUGAAGUAGGUUUGUGCAGCAUCCAUCUGAUAUAUAAGAACACAAUCAAUACCAUUACUUUCCAGUAAACUAAUUCAUUACCAUUGACUUUCAUCCUUCUAUUGAUUGUUUGUUGGUUAUGAAGUUCCUUACCAAUUGCAUUUCCAAGCAUGUCAUUUCUGACCAUGGAAGCUGACAUUGCAUAUUGCAGAAAUACUGCGUCAGGCUGGUGUGGUAAAAACUUCUUCCCCAAAGGAUCGGAUCAUGCAUCUCCAUAUGGAUCAAGAACAUGCAUCUCCAAGGAAGUAAAUGCACUAAUCCAGUCUGCUACCAGUUUUACUGACAACCAUCUUAUAAGUUUUGUCAUGGAAAACCACAUCGAUUGAGGCGUUCUGUAAUGAAUGGAGAAUUUCGAUUUUAGAAAUGGCUGAAGUGAUUGAGAAAAUUUUUUAUGUGUUCCAUGUAAUUAUGCGGAAAGUCUUCAAGAACAACUGAAGCGGCAGUACUGUGGCCGCCAUUUCUUCAUGUAAUCAUGCAUCGCAGCUGAGGUUGCUGCGAAGAGUUCAUGUGAUCCACCAGAAGCUAUUGUGUAUUUAUUUGUAUUUCAUAUCCAAAUGUUUAUCUAAGAUCGCUGAGAUGAUCUGUAUGUCAUUGGGAAAUAACAUCAUAAUGAUCUAUACUAUAUUCCAUUGUAAUAGAGAGAAGAUUGUGAGUCUCUUCAUAUUGUGUAAAUAACUUUUUGUCUUUCAGACAAAAUUGUUGAGUGCAUCUUUCAAAUUGCUUUCAGCACUUCUGAAUGUUCUCACAUAAGUAAC
This is a messenger RNA of Oldenlandia corymbosa var. corymbosa, 3320 nucleotides long. The record is from the annotation of a GenBank genome assembly. Lineage: Eukaryota; Viridiplantae; Streptophyta; Magnoliopsida; Gentianales; Rubiaceae.